Messenger RNA from Durio zibethinus, 1812 nucleotides. NCBI's taxonomy places the organism in Eukaryota, Viridiplantae, Streptophyta, Magnoliopsida, Malvales, Malvaceae. The record is from RefSeq and is a predicted model, not a curated record.
CUUAAUUUUUUUUAUAUUAAGAAAAGAAACAAAAAAAAAAAAAAAAAAAGAGAAAACUUGGUAUGCGUAGAUGCGUAUUUCACGAGCUUAUAUUGGAUCUUGUGACAACAGAUUUUAAGGUAACACUGUCUAUAGUAGCCUUGUUCUUUUUCUUGUUGUUUCCGUCAUCGCCAGUCCAAUGGAAAAGCUCGAUCACCUCAAACCUGCCGUUGCUUCUCUUUCUCAGAUCAGUGAAAAUGAGAAAAACGGAUUCAUCAACCUUUUCUCCCGCUAUCUCAGUGGAGAAGCGCAACACAUAGAAUGGAGUAAGAUCCAAACACCAACUGAUGAGGUGGUUGUUCCGUAUGACACCUUGUCUCCAUCUCCUGAUGAUCCAGCUGAAACUAAGAAGCUUUUGGACAAACUUGUCGUCUUAAAGCUUAAUGGAGGUCUGGGGACAACCAUGGGAUGCACUGGUCCCAAAUCUGUCAUCGAAGUUCGCAAUGGCUUGACAUUUCUUGACCUCAUUGUUAUACAGAUCGAGCAUCUUAAUUCAAAAUACGGAUGCAAUGUUCCGUUGGUUCUGAUGAACUCAUUCAACACCCAUGAUGAUACAUUGAAGAUUGUUGAGAAAUAUUCCAAUUCAAACAUUCAGAUUCAUACUUUUAAUCAGAGCCAAUAUCCUCGUCUGGUUGUUGAAGAUUUUUCUCCAUUACCAUUGAAGGGCCAGCCUGGCAAGGAUGGAUGGUAUCCUCCUGGUCAUGGUGAUGUGUUCCCAUCUCUAUUGAACAGUGGCAAACUUGAUGCUUUCUUAUCACAGGGCAAGGAGUAUGUGUUUAUUGCCAACUCAGACAACUUGGGUGCUAUUGUUGACUUGAAAAUCUUAAACCAUUUGAUUCAAAACAAGAAUGAAUAUUGUAUGGAGGUUACACCCAAAACCUUAGCUGAUGUGAAGGGUGGUACUCUUAUUUCUUAUGAAGGAAAAGUUCAGCUCCUUGAAAUUGCACAAGUCACUGAUGAACAUGUCAACGAAUUCAAGUCAAUAGAGAAAUUUAAAAUUUUCAAUACAAACAAUUUGUGGGUGAACCUGAAUGCAAUUAAGAGGCUCGUGGAAGCUGAUGCACUUAAGAUGGAGAUCAUCCCAAACCCAAAGGAGGUUGAUGGAAUCAAAGUUCUUCAACUGGAAACUGCUGCUGGUGCAGCGAUUAGGUUCUUUGAUCAUGCUAUUGGUAUCAAUGUACCUCGAUCACGGUUCCUUCCAGUGAAGGCAACUUCAGAUUUGCUUCUUGUUCAGUCUGACCUUUACACCUUAGUUGAUGGCUUUGUUAUCCGGAAUCAAGCUAGAACAAAUCCUGCAAACCCAUCCAUUGAAUUGGGGCCUGAAUUCAAGAAAGUUGGCAACUUCUUAAGCCGAUUCAAGUCAAUCCCAAGCAUCAUUGAUCUUGAUAGCCUUAAGGUGACCGGUGAUGUAUGGUUUGGUGGUGGCAUUGUUCUCAAGGGGAAAGUGAGUAUUGCAGCAAAACCUGGGGUGAAGUUGGAGAUUCCUGAUGGAGCUGUAAUUGAAAACAAGGAAAUUAAUGGCCCCGAAGACAUCUGAGAGUUGCCUGCCAAAGUUGUUUCUAGUUGUUCUCUUGCAAUGGUUACGCUUGUUGAUAGGAAAUCAAAUAAUGUACUUUUACAAGUAUGUGCUUUUUUUUUUUUUUCCUUUUUGAGUUGCGGAGAGAGAUUACUAGUAGUACUUUUUGAGCUCUGCAUGUGAUUAAAAGCAGUAUUCUAGUACUGUUACGAUGUUCUGUGGUUUUGUUCUGUUUUAUGUACUUUUUGCAUUAGCAA